AUCUGGAUAUAGGCUGGAUUAAGUACCUACUACUAUGCACAUUGCGAUUUUGCUUCUUGUGUUCGUUAGCGUCGUUUGUGAAGGAGCUAAAAAACCUGAAAUUCGCCCUUUUCACUUUACCGGCGAUCUAUCACUUGGUAAAAGAGUGACAGUAGCAUGUUCUGUGAUUGAUGGUGAUCCACCAUUUCAAUUCACGUGGUUUAAGGACAAUAUUCCUGUGGAAACCUCAGGAAAUAUUCAUACCAGGACAUACGAGGAUGAUUUUCUUUCAAAUUUGAUCAUCUCUAAACUGGAGUCGGACAGUAAUGGAAACUAUACAUGCAGAGUGUUAAAUGCGGCCGGGAAAGACGAGCAUUCCGCUGUUUUGCUCAUAAAGGUGUCUGAAAACAUGACGAUAUUUCUUACGUUGAUAGCCGUCCUUCUGCUAGAGAUCAGCGAAAUAUUUGCAGAUAUGCCUAAAAUGAGCCCUAUCCACUUUCCUUCUGAAUUAGACGUGGGCAUGAGAGCUUCGGUGCACUGCAUUGUCCUGCAAGGAGAGCCUCCGUUCGAAUUUUCGUGGUUCAAAGACGGGCAACCUCUCAUUCUGGACCGUGGUAUCUCGAUCCGAAAGACCGAUGAAUACACAUCUAACAUGGUGAUUGCGAAGGUAAACGCCGAGAGUAAUGGCAACUAUAGUUGCAGAAUUGCCAAUUCUGAAGGUCAUGAUCAAACAUCAGCCAUUCUCUCAGUAAAAGUAUCUCCGCAGUGGGUGCAGGAGCCCAAAGAUCUCUCCACCAUGGGAGGGCAGACAGUCACGCUGGACUGCGUCACCAGAGGAUAUCCCAAGCCAACAGUCGUCUGGAGGAAGAAGAACGAGGAUGGUGGAGAAAUAAUGGUGACAGACAAUUCCCGAUGGAGAGUAAUGGAAAACGGUUCGCUGCUGUUCAAAAAAAUUGACAAAGGAGACGAAGGUGUUUAUACAUGUGAAGUGUCUAACGGCGUGGGAGAAACCAUUAGAAAAUCAGCCAGGCUUGACGUCAAAGCUCCUCCCCGGAUUAGUUCCGCAUACCGCAUCAAAAGUGCCCGCAAAGCUGAGUCGGCCACCCUCGUUUGUGAGGCGGAGGGGGAUCAACCAUUAAUGACGUCAUGGGCCAAGAAUGGAAUUGGUAUGCAAACCACGGGCAGGGUUCAGAUCAAUGAGGAACUGUCCGCAACGGGAAUCAUCGCUCAGUUGACCAUCCUUUCCACCCACAGGAGCGAUGGUGGAUCCUACACCUGCUCCGCCAAGAAUAGGUUCGGAGAAGUCAACAACACCGUCGUUCUCAGGAUUGUCGAGCCACCAGAGAGACCCGUAUCCGUGAAAGUCGGCGAGGUCUGGAGUCGUGCUGCUACCGUGUCCUGGUCACCACCUUUUGACGGAAAUAGUCCCAUCACUCAAUAUCUUGUGCAUUACUGGAAAGAUAUUGAAGGAACUUCCCAUCGUCUUCAAGAACGUAAUGUACCUGCCACACAAACUUCCGUUCUUCUGGGGGACUUGCAGCCAGGAACCACCUAUUUGCUGAGGGUGGUAGCCGAGAACGAUGUUGGCAGAGGAGAAUCGUCAGAACCUUUUAAACUGCGCACGGAAGAAGAAGCUCCUUCAGCACCUCCAACCGACGUUGCUGUCAUUGCAACUGGCCCCACAAGUGUCUCCAUCACGUGGAAGGCCCCUCCUCGUGAACACUGGAAUGGUCGUCUGCUGGGCUACUACGUGGGCUACAAACGCCACCAGUCCAUGGAGCCUUAUGCCUACCAUACCGUGCCUGCUGGACGAUCCACUCAUGCGGAUUACAGACUGACCAGGCUUCAGAAAGCCACCAGGUAUUCGAUCAUCGUCAAGGCGUUUAACUCAGUUGGCUCAAAUCCAGAAUCUCAUGAACUGCUCGUCGAGACCUCCGACAAAGAUAGCCUGAAACCACCCCACCUCUACGUAUCCGAGACGAGCGACACGACAGCUCUGCUCGAGUGGGAACAUCCUCGGGAUCUCCCAGAGAAUGUCUUUACACAUUACAUGGUGUACUACCGUCCCGGUUCCGAGGGCAGCUGGCACAGCGUCCACGUUCCUGCGAAAGACAAGCGCUUCAAGCUGACCUCGCUGGAGAGCGGCACCAAGUACCAGGUCUAUCUGACAGCGUACUCGGAGUCCGGGGUCAGCGAUCCGAGUGACACCCUGACAUUGCUCACGGAAGGCAAAGCUAUGGCGCCAUCUAUCGUCAGCGUUAGUGGGGAUACACCAUAUUUUCUGAAACUACAUUUCAUAAUACCCGUGGCGGCAUCUAUUGUCAUAAUAGUCAUAGUAAUUGUAGUUGCAUGGGUUUGGGUGAAAAAAGCUCAAUUCAGGGAUGAAAGAGAAGCAGCUCGUGUGUCCUUAUAUGCAGAGGCUUACUACACCCUUCCCCAUAAAGGGGCCACUUAUUUCGCUCCUCCAGCCCAACAGAUAGUGGCAGCGGGUGGACCGAAUCAAGAUGACGCCUAUGAUGUACCUUGGGAUUUACCUGCUAGACCUAAGAUGUAGUUGUUAGUCAGCAGCCAAAAGAAAAGGAAAAAAAUCAGCAAGUGGCCAUGUAACCAACGAUGUUUCAAUUACUGCAUUUUUCUACCAUUUUGUAAGAUUCGAUAGUCAUGUGAUGUUGAGUUGUGUCGUAAAAGUGUUCCUUUAAUCCAGACGAGUUUGUUGAAAUCUGUAUCGAUUAAUUCCUAAAUGAAAACUAUAUAUUCACAUUCAUGAAGACUUGCAACAAAACAUUAACAUGCUAUUCAGACAUAUAAAUUAAUUAAAAAUCAGUAAAUUUCUAUCUAAAGUAUUAUGAUAAGAAUAAUCCCUGAUUAAAGAAAACCUUGAAAAUUAUUAGAAAAUAUUUCCACGGUAAGAUAUUUUCACAGUGGAUUUAUUCGGUAUUGUUUUCCACAAGCUCAAGCAUAAUCUUUGAUGUAUUUUAUAGCCAUAUCAACCACCAUUUUAUAUGGAUUUACGAACUUUUGCCAGAACUUGUACAUAUUUGUAAAUUUUGUUUUUGUCUUCACUGCAGUUGCUACUACUAUGCUCGUCGUCUUUCUUUUUUUUUUCUAAUAAAUGUUCUUUUUGUAUAAGAA
This is a messenger RNA of Argiope bruennichi, 3111 nucleotides long. RefSeq names its product cell adhesion molecule DSCAML1-like. Gene Ontology annotation, cellular component: axon; plasma membrane. The transcript has 17 exons. Gene Ontology annotation, molecular function: protein binding. Lineage: Eukaryota; Metazoa; Arthropoda; Arachnida; Araneae; Araneidae. Gene Ontology annotation, biological process: cell-cell adhesion; axon guidance. Bases 35 to 2533 code for a protein of 832 amino acids. The record is from RefSeq and is a predicted model, not a curated record.